Messenger RNA from Spizellomyces punctatus DAOM BR117, 772 nucleotides. RefSeq lists its product as uncharacterized. Gene Ontology annotation, molecular function: structural constituent of ribosome. The transcript is spliced from 4 exons. Gene Ontology annotation, biological process: translation. The record is from RefSeq and is a predicted model, not a curated record. Gene Ontology annotation, cellular component: cytosolic large ribosomal subunit; ribosome. The coding region runs from base 50 to 475 and encodes 141 amino acids. Lineage: Eukaryota; Fungi; Chytridiomycota; Chytridiomycetes; Spizellomycetales; Spizellomycetaceae.
GGAUGGAUGAGCCGUUCCACCUUCCACAUUUUCGUUCAAAGGUCACAAGAUGUCAUCCGACUUGAUUUGGCUGUUGACCCGCGAUCAGUCUGCCUUCCUCGUGAAGCGCAACGGUGUUCAAUUGAGCAGGGAGCCGGGUAACCUACUCAACCGGAACUCGUUGAAGUACUCUGGAUUGGCUCAGAAGAAGACCAUUGAUAUCUCCACGGCCGGCACCAACGGUGCAGUUGUCUCCGUCAAGAAGACCUCUGUUCCUGCCUCCAAGCCGAGCAAAAGUGUGAGCAAGACCACUCUCAAAAAGUCGACUCGUGCCGGAGCAAAAUCCGUCCGUAAUAUCAUUCGUACCUACCGCCCAGAUUUAGAAAAGGCCGCCUUGGCUCGUCUCUCUCGUGUCCUGGAAAGCCAAAAGCCUGGCAAGGUCAACAAGCCAAAGAAGCUGCGUGGUGCCAAGGCUCGCAAGGCCACCACCGCUUAGGUCCUGUGCACUUUAAAUAUAUUGCCUAAACCCGUAAAAGCAAUCUUCUUUCAUAUGUCUGCUUAAAGUACGAGUAAUCUAGUGUAACCUAUCAUGAUGCAGAGCUACAGAUGGCAUUACCACGUGGAGAGGUCCUUUGAAAUGGGCUCUAUGUUAUCGUCCUUUAGGUUCAAAUGCAGUAAUGUAUCAAGAGUACCUUUUGCUAUUGAUGGCAAAUAUUGAAUUCCCUGAGACGGCUGCUUAAGCGCGACAUUGGGGUGGAAGAGUUUCCGACGGUUAACUGUUCCAUUCGACGGG